AUCAUCUUGGUCAUCAACACAGCUUGCUUCUCUCCAGACUUGGGCUUAAGGCUCUGAUAACCAUGAGGCUUCUCAUUCUCACCUGUCUUGUGGCUGUUGCUCUUGCCAGGCCUAAACUUCCUCUUAGAUACCCAGAACGCCUUCAGAAUCCAUCAGAGAGCAGUGAGCCUAUACCAUUAGAAUCAAGACAGGAAUACAUGAAUGGUAUGAACAGGCAGAGAAACAUUCUGAGAGAAAAACAGACUGAUGAAAUCAAGGAUACUAGGAAUGAGUCUACUCAGAACUGUGUUAUGGCAGAGCCUGAGAAGAUGGAAUCCAGCAUCAGUUCAUCGAGUGAGGAAAUUUCUCUCAGUAAGUGUGCGGAACAGUUUUGUAGACUGAACGAAUACAACCAACUUCAGCUGCAAGCUGUCCAUGCCCAGGAGCAAAUUCGCAGAAUGAAUGAAAACAGCCAUGUCCAAGUGCCUUUCCAGCAGCUCAACCAACUUGCUGCCUACCCCUGUGCUGUUUGGUACUAUCCACAAAUCAUGCAGUAUGUUCCUUUCCCACCGUUUUCCGAUAUCUCCAAUCCCACUGCUCAUGAAAAUUAUGAAAAAAAUAACGUCAUGCUACAGUGGUGAAGAAUUAAAUAAAUUCUCAAGGAACUCCACAGUUAGGGCCCUUGAUAUGAUUGAAAAUUUCAUUCUCUGAAUUUCUCCUCUCAAGAAAAACCAUCUUAUCUGAAGACUGGACUGUUGGUUUAGAUUAGUAAAAUCCCAUAUUGAAGGAAAUUGUUCUUUUUGAAUUAUCUACUUAAUAGGAUAUCAUUUUUUUUCUUAAGCUAAAUUUUCCUAGAGAGUUUAUUGUCUAAAUUUCAGUUGUGUCUUGCCAUAUGGAGGGCACCUAAUCAGAGGGUAUUAAAGUCUUUACUAAGUUUUCUAGUGGACAUUUUGUUUAAAAAGUCUUUGAAUUGCCAGUUCUGUAAGUGCCAUCAAUUAAAAUAGUUUUGUGCAGUGACAGAGAUUUUCUUU
Messenger RNA from Pan troglodytes (chimpanzee), 1010 nucleotides. It is a transcript of the gene CSN1S1, whose product is annotated as casein alpha s1. Gene Ontology annotation, biological process: response to progesterone; response to dehydroepiandrosterone; response to 11-deoxycorticosterone. The coding region runs from base 63 to 620 and encodes 185 amino acids. The transcript has 17 exons. The record is from RefSeq and is a predicted model, not a curated record. Gene Ontology annotation, cellular component: extracellular region. Lineage: Eukaryota; Metazoa; Chordata; Mammalia; Primates; Hominidae.